AUGUUUCACCAAAUCAGGAUACGCGAUUCCGAUAAACAAUAUCAACGUUUCCUAUUUCGUGAAGACCAACAACAACCACCACAAGUCUACGUAAUGGACGUUGCCACGUUUGGGGCAACAUGCUCUCCAUGCAUAGCUCAAUAUGUGAAGAACCGGAAUGCUAUGGAACACGCUAGUGAGUUUCCUCUUGCCGCGGAAGAUAUAAUAAAAGACCACUACAUGGAUGACUACCUUAAAAGCGUGGAUACCGCUGAUGAAGCUGUGGAAUUAGUCAACCAAGUGAGACUAGUCCAUUCAAAAGGAGGAUUCGAAAUUCGAAACUUCGCUUCAAAUUCAAACGAGGUUCUUGACCAAUUGGGCGAGGUCAGAGACAUGCAACGGAAAGCGCUCUAUCUCGAAACAGGACUGAACACUGUAGAAAAACCCGAACGAGUGUUAGGUAUGAUAUGGAAUCCCCAGGAGGAUGUGUUCACCUUUGAUGCUUUACAAAUAGAAGCACUACGACAAAUGGACAUCAAGGAACCUCCAACUAAACGGCAAGUGUUGAAAAUCAUCAUGACUGUGUUUGAUCCAUUGGGUUUAAUCGCCCAUUUCGUUAUUCACGGCAAAAUCCUGAUGCAAGAGAUCUGGAAAUACGGCUGCGAUUGGGAUGAGUGCAUACCAGCAGAGCUACAGGAAACCUGGCUCCAGUGGAGUGAAAAGUUGAAGCAACUGAAUCAAGUGAAUGUUCCUCGAUGUCUUUUCAAAUAUUCGAAUCCAGCAUCCUUAAAUACCUUACAACUCCACACCUUUGUAGAUGCGAGUGAAGCAGCGUAUUCCGGCGUUGUGUAUGCGCGUAUAAUUGAUGAAGGAGUUCCGAAAUGCGCAAUCAUAGCAGCGAAAACAAAAGUGGCUCCAUUGAAACCACUUUCUAUACCGCGUCUCGAGCUACAGGCGGCCGUAGAAGGUAGUCGUCUUAUUCAAAGGAUUACGAACGCUCUCACACUUCCAGUAACCCGAAGAUAUGUUUGGUCUGACUCGACUACAGUGUUGUCAUGGCUACGAUCGGACAGUCGGCGAUACCACCAGUUUGUGUCGUGUAGAGUGGGAGAGAUUCUUCGUACAACUUCAAUCAAUGAAUGGAGAUAUGUGCCGACGAAAUUGAAUGUUGCAGAUGAAGCCACCAAAUGGAAAACGGAACCUAGUUUCGAUCCUCAAAGUCGAUGGUUCACUGGGCCCGACUUUUUAAGAAACCCUGAAAACGAAUGGCCUACAAAAUUUCAACCAACGAGCAGCCCUGCAGAGGAAAUGCGAACGAUAUUUGUUCACCAUAUUCACGUUUUUCAACCACCGAUUGAUAUUCUCGGUAUUCACAGUUUAACCGAUUGUUGA
This is a messenger RNA of Uranotaenia lowii, 1371 nucleotides long. RefSeq lists its product as uncharacterized. The transcript has a single exon. Bases 1 to 1371 code for a protein of 456 amino acids. The record is from RefSeq and is a predicted model, not a curated record. Lineage: Eukaryota; Metazoa; Arthropoda; Insecta; Diptera; Culicidae.